Molecule: messenger RNA, 4956 nt
Organism: Eriocheir sinensis (Chinese mitten crab)
Lineage: Eukaryota; Metazoa; Arthropoda; Malacostraca; Decapoda; Varunidae
Product: hemicentin-2-like
Exons: 16
Coding region: 1861-4779 (972 amino acids)
Molecular function (GO): protein binding
Source: RefSeq, a predicted model, not a curated record
GGUGGUCGAGUGUGGUCGUGAGGGGGAAAAAAACUAACUAGCCCCAUAAAACACCCAAGAAGAAGAACAAAAAGGUAAACAACCCACGGCCUAACCAGCCCCCUAAAACACCGAGGAAGAAGAAGUGGUCACAGAAAACUGGAGCCGCGGGUGCUGGCCCUCGCCGAGCAGGUGGCACCGCGGCACCGGCAGUGGCACAGUGGCCCGCGGGAGACAGUGGUCGGCGGUAGGCGGGUGCAUCAGUGCAGCGGUGCAGCCUCCAGCACGGCGCGCCGCCCCAACCCGGCGGCAGGGGACACGACCCAGCUGGCAGGGAGCGGAGGGUCAGCUGAGUUUUCCGAGGCUCAGCACCCACACCGGACCAUACUGAGCCCCGAGGAAGCUGUAGAGAAGCCAGCACUACCUCUUUAAAGCCCUGAAAACCCGGAAUUACCUACACUCUACCCUCAGCGAGCCACCCUCACACUCCACCAAUUCCUACAAAAGCCUUCACCACCUCCAAUGUGCCCUGAGUAAGCCACCAGUGUCUCUGCUUCACCAAGAACAACCCGUCACCUUCGCCGAGUCCUAAAGAACCCACCAGCUCCACAAAGUCCCGAACCACCAAGUCACCACCCUCAACAAGCCCCCAGAUUCCCAAUAGCUCCUUGAAUAAGCCAGAAGAGCCAACACGAGGCCGAGAAAAACCCAUUACCGUUUCCAGCAAGCUCUGAAAAACCCAGCAGCUCCACUAAACCUCGAACCACCAAGUCACCACCCUCAACAAGCUCUCUGUAAGCCCCCAGAUUCUCAAUAGCUCCUCGAAUAAGCCAGAAGAGCCGACACGAGGCCAAGAAAGACCCAUUACCAUUUCCAGCAAGCUCUGAAGAACCCCGCAGCACCUCUACUGAGCCUGAGUAAGCUAGCGUAACACUCUCCAGUAAGCCUCCAACGCCCUAAGUCAGUCCUUCAGGGGAGCCGCUGAAGAAGGUGAGAGAGCAAUAGAACAACAGCUACAAGAAGAAGAAGAGGAAGAUACAGUAGUAGUAGUAGGAAGAGGAGGAGGAGGAGGAGAAAAGAAGUGAAAGUAGAAGAAAACAAGAAGUAGAAAAGGAAAAACAAGGAUAAGAAUAACGAGAAACAGAAGAAAUAGUUGAUAUAAUAGGAAGAAGUGUAAUAACAGAAGUAGAUAAAGAAGCAAAAGUUUAUAAAAGAGGAAAAAAAUAGUUGUGGAAAAGAAAGAAAAGGGAAAGGUAAAGGAAAAAGAAAAAGAACAAGAAAUAGUUGUUGUAGGGAAAAUAAGUAGAAGUAAAAGAAGUAGAUAAAGAAAAAAAUAAAAGUAAUGUAAAAAGAAAAAGAAGAAAAAGAAAAAAAGCGAUGAGGAAGUAAAAGAAAAGGAAAAAGAAGAAAAAGAAAAAGGCGAAAAAGAAAAAGAAGGCGAAGAGGAAGUAAAAGAAAAGUAAAAAGAAGAAAAAGGCGAAAAAAAAGACGAAGAGGAAAUAAAAGAAAAGGAAAAAGAAGAAGAAAAAGAAGGCGAAGAGGAAGUAAAAGAAAAGGAAAUAGAAGAAGAAAAAGAAAAAGGCGAAAAAAAAAGACGAAGGGGAAAUAAAGGAAAAAUAAAAAGAAGAAAAAGAAGAGGGCAGAGGUGAAGAGGACGAAGAAGAAGCAGGUGCAGAAGGCCACGAAGAAGAAGAAGAAGCCGUCAAGUUUUCACGAAGUAAUUUCAUGAGCUCGAACCAACUUUCCUUCGCGUGUCCCCUUGGUCUCGGCGGCUGAUGACCUCCAACGAUGACCUGAAGAGACUGAUGACCCGGAUGAAGAUUACUCACUCCUCGCGCCUCCUCGUCCUGCUCCUCGGCGUGUGAUUGGUCAGCCUCGGGGAUGGAGACACGCGUGGAGGCCUGCCAUUGGUGGAGGACUCGUCGCCACACUCUGCUGCUAUUGGUCGGAUGCUGCGCCCUCGUGCACGCGGGACCCAAGGCUCUUCCGGGCGUGCCUGUGGGCCAGGCGGCGGGCGUGGCGGGCUCCAGGGCGCGCCUCCCGUGCCUGGCCAGCCACGACGGUCAGCCCCACAAGCCGUCCCUCGUGCUGUGGUACAAGGACCGCGCCAGGUUCCCCUUCUACACAUUGGACCUGCGAGACGAGGGGGAGCAGCAGGAGUUUGUCAGUCCGGGGGUGCGGGGCCGCGCGAGCUCCGGUGUGUCAGGGGCUUACCUCACGCUCGACCCCCUCCACCUACGGGACUCCGGUAGGUACAGGUGCCGCGUGGACUUCGAGGUAUCGCCCACGCUCUUCGCUGUCGUUGAUCUGAGGGUGUUUGUCGCCCCGUCCCACCUCACAGUGCUGGAUACGCAACAGCAGCGCAUAGUGACCGGCCAGCUGGGACCCCUGACGGAAGGCGAGGCGCUGUCCCUGGUCUGUGUCGCCGCGGGAGGGUGGCCGGCCCCGGAGGUUACGUGGUGGCGUGGGUCGACGCUGCUGCACAACAUCACGACGACGGUGCUGGGAUACGACGGACCGCCGCCCGCCGUGCCCGCCCCCACGCAGCUCCCAUCCGCGGCAGGGGCGGGCACUGGGGCACUGACAAGGCAGGUGAGGGCGGAGCUGAGCAUCCCGUCCAUCACGCGGGACUACGUGCAGAGUAACCUGACCUGCCGCGCCUCAAACACCAACCUGACGCAGCCGCUCGUCGUCUCCCUUGCGCUGCUGCUGCACUUGCGCCCCAAGACAGUCAACAUCCAGCUUCCGGAGUCCCCGUUGGUGGCCGGGCAGCGAGUGGGCCUCGAGUGUGUUGCCCUGGGCGCCCACCCCGCCGCCACCCUCACCUGGACCAAGACCUCCGCGCGGGGCACCUCCGCCACGCCGCUGCGGGCCCCCACCAAUCACGCCGCCGGCCGCUCCUCCUCCCUCCUGAUGCUGCGGCCGGAGCCAGAGGACAACGGGUCAACCCUCACCUGUGCCGCCCGUAACCCCAGGCUGGACGGCGCCGCGCUCACCACCACCAUCCGCCUCGACGUGGUCUACGCCCCGCGGGUCAGGAUACGCAUCGGGUCCAACCUGGCGGCGCUACCCAUCACGGAGGGCAGCGACAUCUACUUCGAGUGCGAGGUGACGAGCAACCCGCCGGCCAAGCAAGUCAUCUGGCACAGGAACGGUGAGCCGCUGAACAGUGACCGCCAGAAGGGGGUGCUGGUGUCCAACCGUAACCUGGUGCUGCAGACGGUGCCUCGCUCGGCCGCUGGGAACUACACGUGCUCGGCCGCCAACAGAUACGGCACCACCACCAGCAACCCCCUCCCGAUGACCGUCAUGUACACUCCGGUGUGCGUGGCGCGCCCCCGGACAGUGGCGGUGGGGGAGGGGGAGACGGCACGCCUGGCCUGCCACGUCGAGGCGGAGCCGGACGACCAGCUCUCCUUCACGUGGGUCUUCAACAACACCCUCGACACAGUCCACGUCUCGCACCACCGCCUCAGUCCACUCCGGGGCCAGAGCAUCCUGGACUACACUCCCAGGUCGACGCGGGACUACGGGACCCUCUCGUGCUGGGCCGCCAACGCGCUGGGGACGCAGGCGGACCCGUGCAGGUUCACCGUCAUUGAGGCAGGUCCGCCAGACAACGUGGGCAACUGUGACUUGCUGAACCUGACCGUGGCGUCCCUGGAGGUGGCGUGCACGGCGGGGCGGGACGGCGGGCGGCCCCAGUGGUUCGUGGCCCAGGUGUACGAGCCCACCACGCACCGCCUGCUGGCCACGCUGGAGGAGGCCACGCCGAGGUUCCGCGUGGACGACCUCACCCCCGGACAGGACUACCUCAUCACCGUCAUGGCCGUCAACGACAAGGGCGCCAGCAGACCCGUGGAAAUCAGCGCUGUCCGCCUCAAGAUGGAGGUUUCUUCGGUGUAUCUCUGUUUGAUGGGACGCACAGGAACAUCGGGCACCCCUCGAGUUCACCCACGCCUGACCCGCUGCUCCUUGUCACAGGUGGCGGAGAAGCGGAUGGUGGAGGUGCCGCAGCCGCCCGUGUCCCCGCUCGUUGGUGUGUUUCUCGGGCUCGUAGGUGGCUUCGUGGUGCUGCUGCUGGCGGGGGUGUUGCUCUCCCGAAGGUGUUGGGGGAAUCGAAGAGAAUCAGGCGUCAACAGCACAUCCGACCCCACCAAGCUAUCCUGCUCCCCCACCCCGGACGACCCCCACCACCAGCACCAGCCUCCCACGACCUCCACAACCACCACCACCGCCACCACAACGCACCCCCCCCAACAGGAACCCCCAACGCCCCCCUACGUCAUAUCCGCCACCACACCUUUCCUCCCCCGCACCCCAGGAGCCACAUCUCGCCUCAGCCACGCCACCACAUCCUUCUACACCCUCACCACCACCCCACAACACACCCUACCCACAUCCUACCACACCCACCACACCACCCCAACCACAACGACCACACCACAGUUUUACACCCAUAGCCACACCCCAGCCACGCCCACCACUGUACUCUUCUACGCCCACACCCCAACCACUACCACCCCCACCACCACCACCAGCACCCCCACCACACAUUACUACAGUCACACCCCUACCUACACCGCACCCAACACCACCACACUUCACCACACCCUCCCACCGAACUUACUCUAUCACACUCGUGCCCACAGCCUUACCUCCACCACCACCACCCCCACACACUACCACACGCACACCACCACCUCCCCCGCACCCUACCACACCUCCCCCUACCACACCCACACCACCACAUCCCUACAGACAGACACACAUCCACACUUAGCUGUAGACACUUUUUAACUGCUUGGAGAAAACGGUAUCUGAUAUUUUGGAAUCCUGAGAAGAGUAUAAAGAACCUCCCCUUCCUUCCCUUCCCUCCUCUCCCCUCCCUCCCUCUCCUCUCCUCUCCUCUCCCUCCCCCUGACCCUCUUCUAUCACAUCCUUUCCCUGUGCUUGAGUAAAUAAGAUCAAAAUAGA